GAGGGAAGAGUACAAUAGUAUAGAUGUGGCUCAUUGAAUCAUGGCAGCAGAGGAGGACCCAAUAGAGGAGAAGGAAUGCUAAGAUGCGCCGGAACUCACCACCGGCAUCCUCCAUGGCCACCGGCAAAGAUCACCGCCUUCUUCACCACCAGAAUUCCAAAAGAAAGUUCUCACUCGUACCCUUACUCUCUCUCCUCUGCUUCGCCUCCAUAUUCCUCGCCCUCUCUCUCUUCAGAAAAGCCUCAAUCCCUUCCCACUCCCGGGGAAUCUCCCGCUUCAGAUCCGACCCAAAUGCCGCGCUCCAGUCCUGCGAUUUCUCGGAUGGGACGUGGAUCUACGAUCCGGACGCCACUCCCCAGAGGUACGACAACACUUGCAAGGAGAUUUUCAAGGGAUGGAAUUGCAUUGCCAGUAACAAAUCUAACGCUAGAGAACUUAUCAAGUGGAAGUGGAAGCCAAAGCAAUGUGAUCUUCAUCCUUUUGAUCCCGUUAUGUUUUUGGAGAAAUAUAGAGACACUAGCAUUGGGUUUAUUGGCGAUUCCCUGAACAGAAAUAUGUUUGUCUCUCUCUUCUGUACUCUGAAACGUGUGACCAGUGAAGUGAAAAAGUGGCGUCCAGCUGGCUCUGACCAUGGGUUUACAUUUCUUCAUUAUAACCUCACUAUUGCAUAUCAUCGGACAAAUCUAUUGGUGCGAUAUGGUAGGUGGUCCGCUAACAGUAACGAUGCGGAGUUGGAGUCUCUUGGAUAUAAGGAGGGUUUUAGAGUUGACAUUGAUGUUGCUGAAGGCACAUGGGCAGAGGCUCCAAGCUUCCAUGACAUUUUAAUCUUCAAUACAGGACACUGGUGGUGGGCUCCUUCAAAAUUUGACCCUUUAAAGUCUCCCAUGCUUUUCUUUGAAAAUGGUCAUCCUGUUAUCCCUCCAUUGCAUCCUCAUGCAGGCCUGGAUAAAGUUUUGAUGCACAUGGUAACAUAUGUAGAAAAAAGAGCUCGACCAAGUACAGUCAAAUUUUUCCGCACACAAUCACCAAGACAUUUCGAAGGAGGUGAUUGGGACCAAGGUGGUUCUUGCCAACAGCUGCAGCCGUUAUUGCCUGAGCAAGUUGAAGAACUAUUCUCUCUAAAGAAUAAUGGAACGAAUGUGGAGGCGCGUAUUGUGAACCAACACCUUUACAAAGCCCUUGAAGGCUCGAAUUUUCAUAUUUUAGACAUAACCCGCAUGAGUGAGUUGAGAGCUGAUGCUCAUCCAUCAACAGCUGGUGGAAAGAAACACGAUGAUUGCAUGCACUGGUGCUUACCUGGAGUCACUGAUACUUGGAAUGACUUGUUCAUAGCUCAUCUGAAUCUUAAGGUCAGAAAUUGAUGAUGUAUUUGGAUUGAUUUACCUCCGAAAUUGGUAUCUGAUUGAUUGUAGUAGUUGUUGCUUAGUUUGGUUUGCAAAUGUUGAUGGCCUCACUACUGUUCAUUACUUCGAUGCCUUGGGCAUAUUUCCAUCCAGUUGAAAGAGCAGAAUAUGGCCUUAUUUCGUUUAGGCCUUACAGUCCCCAAAUAAUACCUCCUUGAAUCAUUUGCCACUAAAAGUUGGGUAUAUCGUAUGAUGUGGAUCCAAAUAGCACCCAGGGGAUCCCAAUUGAAGAAAUGAAUCGCGUAUGGAAGAAACAUUGGUAUUGGUUGCGUUUUGUGGACAAUGCUGACGAAUUACGCCAAUGGAGGCCUUGAGAUGGGGAAGGGAAACUAUGGUCCUUGAGUUUGUGGGAUGGAAGCUGCUGGCAUUAGUUUAUCUACUUAUGUUUUUAAUCUAUUUUUUUAGUUUAUAAUUUGGAAAAACUUUUCAAGUCUUAGCUUUUUAGUAUUUGUGGGGAAUCUGUGAUGUCAACAGUUUAUGAUAGGCCUAAUUUGAUGGCAGAAAGAUUUGUAUGUUGUGUAUAA
Messenger RNA from Tripterygium wilfordii, 1927 nucleotides. RefSeq names its product protein trichome birefringence-like 13. Gene Ontology annotation, cellular component: Golgi apparatus. Lineage: Eukaryota; Viridiplantae; Streptophyta; Magnoliopsida; Celastrales; Celastraceae. Bases 84 to 1361 code for a protein of 425 amino acids. Gene Ontology annotation, molecular function: O-acetyltransferase activity. The record is from RefSeq and is a predicted model, not a curated record. The transcript is spliced from 6 exons.